Molecule: messenger RNA, 7131 nt
Organism: Linderina pennispora
Lineage: Eukaryota; Fungi; Kickxellomycota; Kickxellomycetes; Kickxellales; Kickxellaceae
Product: ARM repeat-containing protein
Exons: 12
Coding region: 1-7131 (2376 amino acids)
Biological process (GO): TOR signaling; negative regulation of macroautophagy
Cellular component (GO): TORC2 complex; nucleus; TORC1 complex
Molecular function (GO): protein binding; protein serine/threonine kinase activity; protein-containing complex binding
Source: RefSeq, a predicted model, not a curated record
AUGGUGGCUCUCCUUCGAUCGUCGGACUCGUCGGACCGCCUAGCAUGCACGGCCAUUCUCUCUGCGCUUGUGGACAUGGAGACGCUCGAGGAAGCCCAGAAGACACGCAUGGCGAUGCAGCUCAAGUCGCUUCUAAACGGCACUGACCUGGCGGUGAGCCAGGAGGCGGUGAAAAUCUACAGCAGGCUAAUCAACAAGCGGUGGGCCAUGGUCAGCUCCUCAAUGGAAGCCGAGGUCAAGCGCAGCCUCGAGUGGCUGGGCAACGAGCGCAACGACGUGCGCCGCAUGACUGCAGUGCUGAUUCUCGAAGCAUCCUGCAAGAGCGCGCCCUCGGCCAUGUAUUCGUACGCGUACAAGGUUCUGACAGCGCUGACCCCACAGCUGCGUGACCACAGGUCCGAGAUGCGUGUGGCCGCUGCGCGUGCCCUUGGCUCCUGCCUGGUGCUGAUCUCCAGUCGCGAUACCGCUGUCAAGAACCAGUGGUACAACUACCUAUACGAGGAGAUGGGUCAGGGCCAGCCAGAGCUGAUUGAGCACGGCAGUAUGUUUAUGAGAGCACACUUUGGCGAUAUCAGCGAGCUGGUAAUGCGCCUCAAGGACCAGCGCGACCAGGUGGUGCGCCGCAGUGCAAUCGCCAUGCUUCCGGUGUUGGCGCGGUACAGCCCAGGCGACUUUGUAAAGUACACGGUCAACGGAGAUGUUGCAUUUGCUGCCCUCGGAAACGUCGCGUUGAACUGCAAGGCCGAGUUCAGGCCGUACAUCGAGCACACGACGAGGGCAAUCAGAGACGUGCUCAUCCAGCGGUACAAGUCGGGAGUGCCGCCGUCGACUACCGACGAGACAUCGGUUGCAGUGCUUGAGACAAUCGCAAGGCUCGCCCAGGCCAUGGGACCGGCGAUGACACGGUACCUGCGCGAGCUCUUGGAUCUCAUGUUCACAACUGGCUUGAGCACAGCGCUGUGCGACUCGCUGGCGAUCAUCGCGACCGAAGUCAGCCAGCUGGCGAGAGCCAUCCAGGACCGGCUGCUGGAUAUGGUCUCGAUUAUCCUGGUUGGUGUUCCGUUCAGACCGACGCAGCCAGGCAUAGAUACGUUCGAGGCGCGCAUGGGGUCGAUGUCGCUGCACUAUUCGGCAUCGGCGAACCCGGCGAAUGAGCCAGCACCAGGUGUCCACCGCGGCGACCCGACGUCGCUGGUUGUAUCUGCUGCCACCAACACCAAUGUCACGCCUGAUGUGCUCGUCCUGGCACUCAACACGCUCAGCAGCUUUGAUUUCAGCCAGGAGAACCUGUCAGAGUUUGUGCGCAACGAUGUGCUGCAGUACCUGACCAACUCGUAUCCAGAGGUGCGCAUGGCGGCGAUCAACGCGGUGUCGCACAUUGUCCUGUCUGACCCGCUCUACCAGAUGCUGGCCGGUGCUGGCGUCGAGCGGUUCACCGAUAUUGAGGCCGAUGUGCGGCUCAUGGCGGUCCGGAUGCUUGAGCAAGGAAGCUGCUUUGACUUCCACAUGGGCAAGGCACAGAACAUCCAGAGCUUGUUUCUGCUGCUCAACGACGAGGUCUUCGAGGUUCGGCUUAAGGUUCUGGCUGUGAUCGGGCGCCUGGCAAACAUGAACCCUGCCCACGUUAUGCCGUCGCUGCGCCGCAUGGUCGUCCAGCUGCUCACCGAGCUUGAGUACGCACACAGCAACGCCGAGCGCGAGGAGUGCAUCGAGCUGCUGAUGAUGCUGGUCAGCUCGGCGGAGAACUGGGUGCGGCCUUAUGUCGGCGACAUCUUCAAGACCAUCUUGCCGCGCAUGGACGAUGCGUCUCCGCAGCUGUCGAGCAAGUUUUUGGAUACGGUAGCCGCAUUGGCGCGCGUCGGGGGCAGCGACCUGGUGCCGCAUCUGGACCGGCUGUUGGCCAGCAUAAUCCAGGCGCUGGGCGACCAGUCGAGCUCGCAGAAGCGGCUGUCGGCACUCAAGGCCCUUAGCAACUGCGCAACGUUCUGCGGCUUGGUGAUCACGCCAUUCGUGGACCAGCCGACACUAUUCAGCACGCUGAUCGGCAUGCUGAAAUCAGACCCGAACGAGACCGUCCAGCUUGAGGUGCUGCGUGUCAUCGGCGCCCUUGGAGCCAUUGACCCGCACAAAUACACCAACGGACAGUCGGCAUCGUCUAGCAGCAGCAACUUGACGGCGGGCACAGUGACGAAGAAGUCGAGCAGGAAGAAGUCGGGCAAACACGGCAAGAGACAUGGCGGUGGCGGCCCAGCACCCAACGUUAUGGAGACGUUCGUCGACGACAAGUCAAACGAGAUGCUGGACGGCGAUCUGCCGCUUAGCUCGUACGGAACCACGUUCAGCAACGACUCGUACUACGCGACAGUGUCGGUUGGCGCGCUGCUGCGGAUUCUCGAUGACCCAGCAGAUGCGACAUUCCAUAGACAGGCGGCACAGGCGCUGAUCUCGAUGUUCGGUCCACUGCAGAACAGCUGCCAGCCGUACCUGGCUAGCGUCGUCCCAGCGAUUCUGAAGGCGAUGGACGCAGCGCCAGCAGACCAGGCCCAGUUCUACAUCGAGAACCUGGGUUUGAUCGUGGCAAUCGCAAAGGAGCUAGUCAGACCGUACAUUGAGCCUGUCUUCGAGCUGUUUGAGCCCGGGGUCCCAAUCAGCGCCCACCAGCAGACCGCCACCAUUGGCCUGAUCGAAGUGCUUGCCGAGGCGCUGUCUGGAGACUUUGGCCGGCAUAUCUCGACGGUGCUGCCGUUCUUAAUCACUGUCAUCGACAACGACAAGAACGACUCGCGGCACACCACUCAGCGAGCGCUGCACGCUCUGCGCAUUCUGAGCCCCAGCCUGGAUGGCUACCUGUUUCUGGUCAUGCCGCGGCUCAUUGCGCUGCUUGACCCGUCUUGUCAGCCCUUGACCGUCGUCGAGGGAACUCUGGAGACCAUAUCGUCGGUUGUGUCGUCGGUCAACUGCCGCAGCUUCGCGUCGCGCAUCGUGCUGACGCUGGUGCGGCUGCUGCAGCGCACGCCGUCGCAGACCCUGCAGACAGCGGUUAUGGACACGUUCUGCGCCAUGAUGCAGCAGCUGCAGGACGAUUUUACGCUCUACAUGCCGACGAUCAACGCGACGAUGCAGACGUGUGGGAUCGUCCAUCACGAGGACUACGGGCAGUACUCGCGACUGCUGUUUUCUGGCCGGCUGAUCCCCAAGGACCCGCAGCGUGUACAGCCGAUGCUGCAGGUCGAGGGAUCGCAGCCCGAGGCGCCGCUCGGUCAGGCAGCAGACAGCAGCCGCCGCCUCCGGAUCAACGUCAUCUCGCUGCGCCGGGCGUGGAGCACAACGCAGCAGCGCGUCACCAAGGAGGACUGGCUCGGCUGGCUCAACCAGUUCGGCGUCGAGCUGCUCCAGCAGUCACCGUCGCCGGCGCUGCGCGCAUGCUCAAACCUGGCCUUCAAGCACCCGCGGCUCAACAGCGACCUGUUCAACGCCGCGUUCGUCUCGUGCUGGACCGAGCUGACUGGUCAGUACCAGCAGGAGAUCAUCACGGCGCUACAAGACGUCGCAUCGAACGAGAAGGUGCCGGCGGACAUCCUGCAGACGAUCCUGAGCCUUGCCGAGUACAUGGAACGCGACGAGAAGCAGAUCCCGAUCGAUCUGAAGCUGCUGGGCGAGUAUGCCGACCGGUGCCAUGCGCUCGCGAAGGAGCUGCACUACAAGGAGGCCGAGUGGACGCUGGAAAACAACUACGAGACGGUCGAGAAGCUGAUCGAGCUCAAUCAGAGCCUCGACCAGCACGACGCGGCGGUUGGCAUGCUCAACUAUGUGCGCAAGGAGCACCCCGAGUUUGAAGAGAGCGUCGAAUGGUACUUCCGUCUGCACCGCUGGGAUGAGGCACUGGCGAUCGUCAACCGCCAGGAGCACGUGGAGGGCCACUCGUACUCAGUCAUCAACAUGAAGCUGCGCUGCCUGUACGAGAUGUCCGACUGGGACCGGCUCGUGCCUCUCUUUAACCGCGUUUUCCACGAGGGCAAUAACCAGAUGCACAUGGCGGCCGCGAACAUCGGCGUCAACAUGUCGUGGGCGCUGGGCGACGUUGAGGGUCUCGAAAAGUAUACGCCGAUCUUGCCCAAGAAGAGUCGCGAUCGCACGUUCAGCGAAGCGCUGAUUGCGGUCUACCGCAACAAGAUCGGCGAUGCGGCCGAGGCGAUUAAGAGGGCUCGGGGCGAGAUGGAGAAUGAGUUCGCGUCGCACUUGACCGAGUCGUACAGCCGCGGGUACACGCAGAUGUUCCGCUGCCAGAUGCUGACUGAGCUCGAGGAGGUCAUCGAGUUCAAGGCCGCGCACGAUAACCGCGAGCGGCAGAUGGCGAUUACCAACACCUGGCGGCAGCGGAUGCAGGGCGUUCAGCGCGACGUCGGCAUGUGGCAGCGGCUGCUGCGGCUGCACAGCAUGGUGCUGCGGCCGGUGCUUGAUCUGGAGACGUGGAUCAAGUUCAUCAACCUUGACGAGGCCAAGUACAUGGACGAGACGCUGCGCGGUGACCCGGAGACGCUACCGCCGAUGCUGGUGCAGCAGGCGCACGAGUAUGCCCGGCUGAAGGAGAUGAACCGGCAGAAAGGGUUGGCGCUCGACAUAUCGAUCCGCCAGUCGCAGCAGCCAGCCUUGGUCUACGCGUAUCUGAAGUACCAGUGGGCUGACAACCGUCGCCGGGACGCAUUCCAGGGCUUGGAUACGUUCACCACCGAGUACGCGGCGCAGCUCCGGUUCGAUGUGCAGAACCCACACACGUUCAUCGACCAGCUGGACGCUGCGACGUCGCUACGGGUACGUCUGCUGGCACGCUUCUUCUUCAAGAAGGCCGAGUGGCUCACCAGCAUUCAGCAGAAUGCGAAUCUGGUGCAGGAGGCGAAGAGCAAGGCAGCCCUAGGCGCCGAUGACAGCCAUUACUUGCCGCAGCGGUUCGACCGGCGCGGAUCGGUGAGCAGACGGUCGGGCCGGAGCAUAAGGUCACCGGAGGCCGACCGCGACGCAGAGUUCCUGUCGCGGAUGAAGGUUGGCCCGAUUAACGAGGUGAUCCUGAAGUCAUACCAGGCGGCGACAGUGCUUGACCGCAAAUGGUACAAGGCGUGGCACUCGCUGGCGCUGCGCCAUUACUACGAGACGCAGAAGAUUGACAGCGAGCUCAGCAUCGUGCCAGAGAACGUCAUCGAGAAGCAUGUGGUGCCGGCGGUCCAUGGGUUCUUCCGCGCCAUCCAGCUCUCGAAGAGCGAUACGACGCUUCAGGACACGCUGCGACUGCUGACGGUGUGGUUCAACUACUCCCAGCACUCGUCGGUUGCGCAGGCGGUGCUGGACGGAUUCAACACCGUCUCGAUCCGCACCUGGCUGCAGGUGAUUCCGCAGAUCCUGGCGCGCAUCCAUAUCAAGUCCGAGAGCACGAGCCGGCUGAUCCAGCAGCUGCUGGUCGAGGUGGGCAAGUUCCACCCACACGCAAUCCUGUUCUCGUUGUACGUAGCGGCGCGCUCGAACCACACGGACCGUAGCCACGCGGCCAAGGAUGUGCUGCACAAACUGCACGAUCUGACGCCGGAGCUGGUCGAGGAAACCGAGGUCGUCAGCCGCGAGCUGAUCCGCGUCACGCUGCUGUUCCCCGAGAUGUGCCGCGACGCGCUGGACAUCGCGUCCAAGCACUACUACGGCCAAAACGACCCGGUCAGCAUGAUCAAGGUGCUGAAGCCGUUCCACCAGCGUGCACGCAACCCGGAGACGCUGCGCGAGUACCACUUCGUGCAGAUGUUUGCCAACGAGCUUGCAGCUGCCGACGAGUACACGACGCAGUACAUGGCUGGUGAACCCGGACGACGCAACGAGGCGCUGAUUCAGCAGGCGUGGGAGGCGUACUAUGUGAUCUUCCGUCGCAUUGAGAAGCUGUUCCCGGAGCCGACGUCGCUGGCGCUCAAGGACACGGCACCGACGCUUCUCGAGUGCCGCGAUAUGCACCUGGCCGUUCCAGGUACGUACGAUCCAGACCGGCCACUUGUCCGGAUCACGUCGUUCGACCCUGUUGUACAUGUAUACAACACAAAGCAGCAUCCUCGUCGCGUCGGGAUUUUCGGCUCUGACGGCAAGGAGUACACGUUUGUGCUCAAGGGUCACGAGGAUCUGCGCCAGGACGAGCGCGUUAUGCAGCUGUUCGGUCUGAUUACGUCGCUGCUGGCCAGGGACCCAGAGACCGCGAGGCGUGCGCUGACAAUCGAGCGCUACCCGACCAUGCACGAGGUCAUUCGCGACUACCGCGAUUCGCACAACCAGCCGCUGAAUCUGGAGCAGCGCAUGGCGAUGCAGUUCUCGCCGAACUGGGAGACGCUGACGGUCAUGCAGAAGCGCGCGAUGUGGUACAAGUCGCCCAAUGCCGAGACGUGGCUCGAGCGGCGCACGACGUACACACGCUCGAUGGCGGUCAUGUCGAUUGCCGGCUACAUCCUGGGACUCGGUGACAGGCACCCUUCAAACAUCAUGCUGCACCAGCGCUCGGGCAAGGCUGUGCAUAUUGACUUUGGCGACUGCUUCGAGAUUGCUUCACAGCGCGAAAAGUACCCCGAGACCGGUUCCGUCAGCUCGAUCGAGGGCUCGUUCAAGUUCACGGCCAACCACACGAUGCGCGUGCUGCGUGCGAACCGCGACUCGCUGAUGGCUGUACUCGAGGCCUUUGUGUUUGACCCACUGGUGUCGUGGUCGUACAUCCAAGACCCGGAGUCGAACACAAACCAGGAAGCGGCCAACGGCACUGGCAAUGUUUCAGCGCAGCAGAAGCAGCAAAACCAGGCGCAGCUGAAGAGAUGGAACAUGGGCCAGGGCGGCAGCAGCAAUGCGAUCGAGGGCGGCAGCCGGCCCGAUGAGAAGGUGACGAGGGCCGGCAAGACCAAGAUGGCCGACUUUGCUGGUCUCGAUGACAAGGGGUGGCAGGUCGGAAACCCAAAGGCCAAGGCCAUCGUCAACCGGAUCUCGAGCAAGCUGCUUGGCACCGAUUUCGACCCGAACGUACAGCUGACCGUGGCCGCGCAGAUCGACAAACUGAUCCAGCAGGCAACGUCAUCGGAGAACCUGGCUGUGCUGUAUCCAGGAUGGGUCCCGCUGUGGUAG